UCACAGAAUUCGGCGACUGACACGCUUGCUAACGGAUAAAUGGGCAACGCAUCAUGUGCAACACACGGCCGUAGAAGCUGGCGGCAGCACAGACAAUGCCGCGCUGAAUAUUAGCGGCAGCAAAAGUGACACAUAUGGCGGUGUUGGCACACCAGCUGGCAGCAGCAGCGGUGGAGGCGGCGGCGUGAUGGCCAAAAUCAACGCGCGUCACUGGCUGCAUCCGACAUCCAGCCACUCGACCGGGCCUUCACCUUCGGUGACGCCGCCCAGCGCCACACCGCUGGCGACCACGCCCAUAAUGCCACUAGCCGCCAGCUCGACAGGACUCUUCAGUACCACCACCACCUCGGCGACAACACCCACGCUCUCGACCGCCUCGUCGGCCUCAUCAUCCUCGGCGUCGGCCACCGCUACAACACUGUCGUCGGCUACGCACUUGCAACAACAAUUGCAGCAGCAACAACAACAGCUGUUGGCCAGCGAGGAGCUGCGUCGCAACACUUUCUAUCGCACGGUGUGCGCGAGCUUUCAGAGCGCCAUAUUGCUGCUGGACAUGGACACGGGCGAAAUCAGUGACUACAAUGAAAGUCACAGAAUUCGGCGACUGACACGCUUGCUAACGGAUAAAUGGGCAACGCAUCAUGUGCAACACACGGCCGUAGAAGCUGGCGCAGCACGACAUGCCGCGCUGAAUAUAGCGGCAGCAAAAGUGACCACAUUGCGGUGCUUGCACACCAGCUGGCAGCAGCGCGGUGGAGGCGGCGCUGAUGGCCAAAUCAAGCGCGCCACUGGCUGCAUCCGACAUCCAGCCACUCGACCGGCCUCACCCUCAGUGACGCCGCCCAGCGCCACACCGCUGGCGACCACGCCCAUAAUGCCACUAGCCGCUAGCGCUACAGGUCUCUUCAGUACCACCACCACCUCGGCGACAACACCCACGCCCUCGAUCGCAUCGUCGGCCUCAUCAUCCUCGGCAUCGGCCACCGCUACAACACUGUCGUCGGCUACGCACUUGCAACAACAAUUGCAGCAGCAACAACAACAGCUGUUGGCCAGCGAGGAGCUGCGUCGCAACACUUUCUAUCGCACGGUGUGCGCGAGCCUUCAGAGCGCCAUAUUGCUGCUGGACAUGGACACGGGCGAAAUCAGUGACUACAAUGAAAGGUCAGAGCAGCUGGCGUAA
Bactrocera oleae (olive fruit fly) is the source of this 1183-nucleotide messenger RNA. The record is from RefSeq and is a predicted model, not a curated record. NCBI's taxonomy places the organism in Eukaryota, Metazoa, Arthropoda, Insecta, Diptera, Tephritidae.